CCCGAGGAGUCAGAUAUCCUGGAUUCAGAUCCUGCCUCUAUCCCUUCUUGGCUGUGCGAUCUUGAACGAGUUACUUAGCCUCCCUGUUCCCUGGCUCUUCACCUGUCAAAUGGAGUUAAGAGCAGGACUGCGCCGUAGAUUAUCGUGAAGACCCAGGAUUUGACCCUCUGGAGCAUGAAUACCAAGCUAUUCAGUUCUGGGCUGUGUUAGCAGGCCCCUCAAGGGAAGUGCAAUGGCCACCGCGGCAGCAGCAGCGUCUCACCUGAACCUGGACGCCCUCCGGGAAGUGCUGGAAUGCCCCAUCUGCAUGGAGUCCUUCACAGAGGAGCAGUUGCGGCCCAAGCUCCUGCACUGUGGCCAUACCAUCUGCCGCCAGUGCCUGGAGAAGCUCCUGGCCAGUAGCAUCAAUGGUGUCCGCUGUCCCUUUUGCAGCAAGAUUACCCGCAUCACCAGCCUCACCCAGCUGACAGACAACCUGACGGUGCUGAAGAUCAUUGACACCGCUGGGCUGAGUGAGGCUGUGGGGCUGCUCAUGUGCCGGUCCUGUGGGCGGCGGCUGCCCAGGCAGUUCUGCAGGAGCUGCGGUGUGGUGCUGUGUGAGCCCUGUCGGGAGGCGGACCACCAGCCCCCCAGCCACUGUACACUCCCUGUCAAAGAGGCAGCUGAGGAGCGGCGUCAGGACUUCGGAGAGAAGCUGGCCCGUCUGCGGGAGCUGAUGGGGGAGCUGCAGCGGCGGAAGGUGGCCUUGGAAGGGGUCUCCAAGGACCUUCAGGCAAGGUAUAAAGCGGUUCUCCAGGAGUAUGGGCACGAGGAGCGCAGGGUCCAGGAAGAGCUGGCUCGCUCUCGCAAGUUCUUCACAGGCUCUUUGGCUGAGGUUGAGAAGUCCAACAGCCAAGUGGUAGAGGAGCAGAGUUACCUGCUUAACAUUGCAGAGGUGCAGGCGGUGUCUCGCUGUGACUACUUCCUGGCCAAGAUCAAGCAGGCCGAUGUAGCACUACUGGAGGAGACAGCGGAUGAGGAGGAGCCGGAGCUCACGGCCAGCCUGCCCCGGGAGCUCACCCUACAGGAUGUGGAGCUGCUUAAGGUGGGCCAUGUCGGCCCCCUCCAAAUCGGGCAGGCUGUUAAAAAGCCCCGGACAGUCAACAUGGAAGAUUCCUGGGCCAUGGAGGCUGCAGCCUCUGCUGCCUCUACCUCCGUUACGUUCAGAGAGAUGGACAUGAGCCCCGAGGAAGUGGCUGCCAGCCCCCGGGCCUCACCUGCUAAGCAGCGGGGUGCCGAGCCAGCCGCCAAUAUGCAGCAGUGCCUCUUCCUCAAGAAGAUGGGGGCCAAGGGCAGCACUCCAGGCAUGUUCAACCUUCCGGUCAGUCUCUACGUGACCAGUCAAGGCGAGGUGCUGGUUGCUGACCGGGGCAACUACCGUAUACAAGUCUUUACUCGGAAAGGCUUUUUGAAGGAGAUCCGCCGCAGCCCUAGUGGCAUCGACAGCUUCGUGCUGAGCUUCCUUGGCGCCGAUCUGCCCAAUCUCACUCCUCUCUCAGUGGCCAUGAACUGCCAAGGACUGAUCGGUGUAACCGACAGCUAUGACAACUCCCUCAAGGUGUAUACCCUGGAUGGCCACUGCGUGGCCUGUCACAGGAGCCAGCUGAGCAAACCCUGGGGCAUCACGGCCCUUCCGUCCGGCCAGUUUGUGGUAACUGACGUGGAGGGCGGAAAGCUCUGGUGCUUCACCGUUGACCGAGGAGCAGGGGUGGUCAAAUACAGCUGCCUCUGUAGCGCCGUGCGGCCCAAGUUUGUCACCUGUGACGCGGAGGGCACCGUCUACUUCACCCAGGGCUUGGGCCUCAAUCUGGAGAAUCGGCAGAAUGAGCACCACCUGGAGGGCGGCUUCUCCAUCGGCUCCGUGGGCCCCGAUGGCCAGCUGGGUCGCCAGAUCAGCCACUUCUUCUCAGAGAAUGAGGAUUUCCGCUGCAUCGCCGGCAUGUGUGUGGAUGCUCGUGGUGACCUCAUCGUGGCUGACAGUAGUCGAAAGGAAAUUCUCCACUUUCCCAAGGGUGGGGGCUAUAGCGUCCUCAUUCGAGAGGGGCUCACGUGUCCGGUGGGCAUCGCCCUCACUCCUAAAGGGCAGCUCCUGGUCUUGGACUGUUGGGAUCACUGCAUCAAGAUUUACAGCUACCAUCUGAGAAGAUACUCUACCCCUUAGGGGAUAAGAGAGAACAAUUUCUUCUGCUUCCCAGCCAGCCUCCUUCCCCUUAUCCCUCGGUUAUUAGUGAUACUGUAGAGUGCACUGGGCCUGUGUCUUUAUUCCCGCUGGCUAGUCCUAGAAUUUUAGAAGCUGUCUUUUAGUGGGUGGGUUUUUUUUUGUUGUUGUUGCUGUUGUUUUGCAUUAUUUCCCUCCUAAAUUUAGAGUUUGAACAGAUGUAUUUCCCCAAACAGGACAUCUGAUAUGGGGUUAGCUGAAGUUUGAUUAGAACUUAGGCACUUCUGAGGCUUCAGUAGAGAGCCUUUUGCCCCCGUGUUUGGAAUUUGCCCUUGUACUGAAUCCUUGUUGAUUUCCCUCUUUUGGCUUGGCUAACCCUGGUCUCGUAUUUCCCUCUUACUAUAAUGCACUUCAUACGUGACACUUUCUCUUCGAUUCUGCUGCAUUUAGUGUGCAAGCUCCAGUGGGAUCUGCUCCGCCUUUCGUUUUAGACAUCAUAUCCCUGUGGCAUGAUGUCGCCGGUCUCUCGUCACCUUUAUCAGAGUGGAAGCUCAUUCAUUCAGUGCCAUCAAGGGAGACCUGCAGUCCUUUUGGGAAGCAGUCCGUCUUGGUUCUGGGGGUUUUGUGCCAUCUUGGAUCGGUCUCUAAUUGCAGAUGUGACAGAGAAUGGAUUGACCCUAGUUGGUUGAUGUUGAAGACUUUAGCCUGGAAAGUGCUUGCCUUUUCCAGCAGCGUAUAGAUUGGAAUUAUUUCAAAGCACAGAACGAUGCGAAUAAACGAAAACAAAUGCUAUAACCUAGUCAGUUAAUACUCUUGGAUAGUUUCUAGAGCUCAUCGUUUUUCAUAUUACCUCUCUCCACUGGCCUCUGCCAAGAGUUGUCUGCAGAACUGCGCAACACAGGCCAGGGUCCACCAAGUGGGGAGGUGGACACAUCUCAUUUUCAUUAGAACUGUUCGGUCUUUAUUCUGUAUUUUCCUCAAGUGACUGCCUAAUACUUGGUUUUGAGAUUUAUUUCCAUUUCUCCAUCAAGAAUUAAAUAAUUGAUAACUGUUUCUUCA
Molecule: messenger RNA, 3256 nt
Organism: Canis lupus familiaris (dog)
Lineage: Eukaryota; Metazoa; Chordata; Mammalia; Carnivora; Canidae
Gene: TRIM32
Product: tripartite motif containing 32
Exons: 2
Coding region: 233-2200 (655 amino acids)
Molecular function (GO): protein binding; zinc ion binding
Source: RefSeq, a predicted model, not a curated record